Messenger RNA from Alosa alosa (allis shad), 4341 nucleotides. RefSeq names its product zinc finger CCHC domain-containing protein 2-like. NCBI's taxonomy places the organism in Eukaryota, Metazoa, Chordata, Actinopteri, Clupeiformes, Clupeidae. The record is from RefSeq and is a predicted model, not a curated record. Gene Ontology annotation, molecular function: nucleic acid binding; zinc ion binding.
UAGAGUGGUUGAGUAAACGGUGAACUCUUUAGCAAGCUACAGCUAUUACUACCGAGUGUCACUGUGACUAUUACAAAAAUACGGUUAUCUUAGGUAGUUCUUGUCGUUUGGAUAUCAUUAACAGUGAGUACGACGGGGAAACAAUGCAUUUUGAUCCUUAAUUUUUCGCAUCUUUAUCGUUCGACCAGAGCUGAUAAUGCUUAAAAUGAAGCUGCCCAUAAGAACGGCGGAGGAGGAAGGCGACGAUACGGCCGAGUACGAGCAAGAGCAAACCAAACAUAUACCAAGGUCUGUCUCUCCUUCGUCCUUUGAGAGACCUCGCGAAUGUUCUGGAGAAGGAUACCCUUUUCGACUGACCAAGGAAACUGUGUUUGAAUGGUUUGGCUUACACCUAAACUCUGCGAAGCGUAUUGAGUUCAUGUAUGGAUUGCUACAUAUGUGCCAACCCCUGGAGCUCCGCUUUUUGGGAUCCUGCUUAGAGGACUUGGCCAGGAAAGAUUACUACGUUCUUCGGGACUGUGAGAUAAGAGCGAACAGUCCAAAUGACAUGGGGCUUUUAUCAAAUGUGAUUGACCCUGUCAUGAGGUCCAAACUGCUAGUCUACUUAUCUCUCUUGGGAUCUGACAAUAGGGAAUGUGCGGGUAUACUAUUUCGCAUUUUGAGCCAUGUGGAUCCCGCCCUGUGCUACAAAAACUAUGGCCUUCCCAUUUCUUCCUUUAGGGACCCCCAAUUUCUACCCUUUCAUCCUCCGUGUGAGGAUGGGGAUGAGUACGGGCAGUCAGAGCAGGGUUGCAGGCCGCUUAUGGACACAGGGGCCGGACUCCUAGAGCAACUUGCAUUGCUUUUCACUAUGGCUUCGUUACACCCAGCCUUCCCUUUUCACCAGAGGGAGACGCUCCACGGGCAACUGGAAAAAGUGGAACUUGCGAUUGACGAGCAAACUAAACUUCAGAAUAAACAAUCCACUAACACACAGAACAAGACACUAAGGUCAGAGUACCUGUCCUCCGUCACUGAGGCCGACGACACUGAGAGGAGCCAGACGCUCUUAACCCCCCAGUCCCCCCCCAGGAGAACACCAAGAAAAGCUGUUCAUAUAGAGAAAAUAGUCCUGAAGGGUAUCUCACGGACCAGGUCUGACAGGGAAUACAGUUUUGAGGUGAAGUGGUCAGACUCAACAUCAAGCAAAGUAACGAAAACCCAUCUAGAGCUGGAGAGCUUCCUGUUAAAGCUUCCAAAGGAGCAGUCGACGGAGUCGUUCGAGAAGGGCAUCCUGCAUCUGCUCAACCAGGGUGAAAAGUACGAGCAGCGGGAAGUGGAAAGGAACCUCAAGGAGACGUUCCUGUCUGCGCCACCUGCCUUCCGUCAGACUGGCCAGGUGUGUGGCUUCUUCCUCACCGACUGCUCUUCCUCUUCCUCCUCCAGCAACAGCUGUAGCAAAUGUAACCCUGUCCUCCUGGGGAAAGCCUUCAUGUUGAUGACAGACGGAGCUCCAGCACUAAGACGAAACCCAGAGCACCCCCUCAUGUCAGGGAGAAGGGGAAGAAAGAUGAGGGACAAGUGUCUGUGGUGGCCAACGGCAUCUCAACGUCUCCAGCCACCACGAGGGGACGGCCGUCCGAGGGAAAAGACGUGUGUGCGGACGCGUUCUCGGGACAGGACACGUACGGUGAGACGUCGUCAGAGAGCUACAGCUCCCCUCCCAGCCCCCAGCACGACGGCCACGAGAGCCUGGACAGCGAGGACGAGAAAGACCGAGACACGGACAGCCACUCGGACGACUCCGCUAAGGUCUGUGUGGAGCCCUUAGUCCUGCGGGAGGGCGCGGGUCCCUCUGCAGUGGCCCCGAGGCCGGCGCUGGUCCUGGGCAAGCAGCUGGGUCCGGCGCUGAGCCCCGACUGCCCCAUGGGGCCGGUAGAGUUCCCCCCAAUGCCCUUCCCCGUGCACCCCGUCUCCUACGUGCUCCAUAACGGGGCGGAUGUGGCGGCCGUGCCCGGCCUGCCCACCGGUAUGCUGCCCAGUUCGGCCACUGUGCCUCAGGCGGGCGAGAUGCCGCCAGACGUAUCCCCGCUGCCGGGCUUCGGCCUCUCUGGCUUGCCCAUGAGCCCCUCGCUGCAGCCCCAGGUGCAUCGCUUCAAGACGGGCCCCGGGCCCCAGGCGGCAGCGGACAGCGGCGGGGGGGGUCCUUCAGCGUCCCAUCAGCCCCCUGUGGGCGCCAUCAGCACACCCACACACACACAUGCACACACACACAGCCCGGCCGCCCCCCUGCCUACACGUCGCCGUUCCAGCCUGCCUACCCUGCCUGUCCCGACGCUGCCCCCCUGGGGUCCAUGGGCCUCUCCGCUGACCCCCACACCAAGCCCCCUGCCAUGGGCCUGGCCCCGGGGCUGCCCUCCUACGGCCCGCCCCCCCACCUCCGUCAUCCCCAGCAUGGGCCCUGGCGCCGCGGGGAGUCCGCACACGGCCUCGGCCAAUCAGGUGGCGGCGGUGGUGCCCACCCACACCCCUGGACCCGCCCCCAGCCUAAGCCCCGCCCUGACGCACAGCACGGCACAGAGCGAGAGCACCUCCUACAUCAACAGCAGCACCCAGCAACAACAACAACAGCAACAGCAACAACCGCCACCUACAAUGCAACAGCAACAACCCCCCCUCGUAAGGGACACGUCAGGCCAGCAGCAGCAGCCUAUGGGCUGUGGCGCUUGCGGUUGCCGUGGCAGCUGCGGUGGUAAUGGCAGUAGCAACAUGGGCAGUGGCGGUGGAGGCCACAUGCCCAGCUACUACUUCCACCAGGUGGCGCCGACGAGGCAGGUGUUCACGCACCAGAUGCCGCCGCACCUCUUCCCGCUGUCGUCUCUCUGCAGUGGCAGCUACCUCAGCCAGGGGGCGCCGCAGGGCACCAACGCCCCAGGGCAGCAGCUCUCCUUCUUCCCAUCGGGCCCUGGCACUGCCACCGCCACCUACCCAGGCGGAGCGCUCCUGCACACACACGCGCACACACACGGCCACACACACGGCCACACACACGGCCACACACACUCGGAGCACGUGCUGGGCGGCCAGGCGGCGGCAGCGGCGGCGGCAGCAGUGGCCAGCUACGGCUUCCAGCAGAUGGCGGCGUUCAGGGGCUUCUACCCGCAGGUGUACCCCAUGGGCCACGUGCAGGCGGCUGGGGGCGGCAUGGCAUUGGCGGGCGUCGGGGGCAUCAACAAGAAGAACGGCGUCAUCUCCUGCUACAACUGCGGCGUGACCGGACACAUCGCACAGGACUGCAAGCAGCCCCCCAUCGACGCCACGCAGCAAGGUGGUUUCCGGCUGAAGUACAUGGCGGUCCACAGUUCCGAAGCGCUAGACAACUCGGAAGGAUGAGAGGCUGGACCCCCCACCAGUCUGCUGACCAGCCCUGACCACCCUACACGAGGAGAGAGGCUCCAUCUCGCCUCCACACCUGUCCCACCAGUUCACCUGUGCGUGCGCUCCUCCAGGUGGUCGUGAGGGCAUGGCGUGAACACUUGUGCCUCCUUCUCCACGGGCGAGAGAGAGUGAGAGACGCGCUGCACUCUGGCUGCAACGAGGGACUCUUUCCAAGUGGCUUCUUGUAUUUUGCACUGAAGACUCGCGCGAGACAGCGGCUUAUGUUUACUAACUUAUUAUUAUUAUUGUUGUUGUUGUUUUUUAAGUUGAAAGAAGAAUAGCAAAAGACUAGGAGAAUGAGGUUUGGAAAUGAUUGUUCAUUGAUUCAGAAAGGGGAUCUAUAGUGUUCUAAGUCGAGGGUUUCUUACCUUUUUUACAAUUGUAUAUUUAUGCUCUGGAACAAAAAAAAAAACUAUGUUUGGUUAAUUUUUAUUAUUAUUAAUAAUAUUAUUAUAAUUGUUGUUGAUGCUGAAUUAUACAGUAAAGAAUAUACAACAAAAAAGGUUAAUGGGGGAAAUAGAUUUUUUUUCCCUAUUUUUCCUUUUGCUGCAGUGUGUUGAAUGUACAACAGUUGAACUUGUUAGUGCUGAGCAACUUCACCAUUUUACUCCUGGGCAAAACCAAGAGCAUUUCCAGGCAUCAUAAUGUGAAUCCCCAACAACAACUCUGCUUUUAUCAUGUUUUGUCACGUCAUAGUGAAAAUAGCUGCUGUGUGCUGCUCUCCCUCCCUACUGUAUCUCCCUCUCUCUCUUUCUCUCUCUCUCUCUCUCUCUCUCUCUCUCCUCUCCUCCCUCCCUCCCUCCCUCUCUCUCUCUCUCUCUCUCCUUCCCUCCCUCCCUCUUUGUCUCUGUCUCUCUGUCAUUUGGGUGAUAUGCACUAGGGUUUAUAGACUCCAGUCAAUAAAACAGAGUUUUGAGGUUCUCA